This is a messenger RNA of Hippocampus zosterae (dwarf seahorse), 858 nucleotides long. Its product is annotated as prolactin-like. Lineage: Eukaryota; Metazoa; Chordata; Actinopteri; Syngnathiformes; Syngnathidae. Gene Ontology annotation, cellular component: extracellular region. The transcript is spliced from 5 exons. The record is from RefSeq and is a predicted model, not a curated record. The coding region runs from base 1 to 726 and encodes 241 amino acids. Gene Ontology annotation, molecular function: hormone activity. Gene Ontology annotation, biological process: positive regulation of receptor signaling pathway via JAK-STAT; response to nutrient levels.
AUGCACUCCAAGCUUUUACUUUCUGUCCUCUCUGCAGUUUCUUUUGCUGUGGCGACACUGGUGCAUCUUUUCCUGAGCGUGGCCAGUGCCCCGAUCUGUGCCUACGGACAAGCUGGCUGCCACGUCCCCACUUUGGCUGACCUCUUUGAGCGCGUCAUGCAGCAGUCGUCCAGGAUGCACGGCAUCUCCAGUGACCUGCACUCGCAAACGGACCACUACUUGUACCCCAGCCACAACAUGCUUAGAAAGUGGAAAUGCCACACGCAUGACAUCAUGACACCAGGUGACAAACAGAAUGCCAAAAAUCUAGACAGAGAGCAGCUGACCGAGGUGAUCCUGAGGCUGCUGGUGGCCUGGGGGGACCCCUUGUCACAACUGCGCCAGAGCAUGCGCCAGGACCAGAACAGGAACAAGAACAGUGCGCGGGACUUCAGUCGCUUGAGUUCCAACAAGGCUCUGGAGAUGAGCGAUGUGAUGCAAGAGCUGAGGGACGGCGUCCUAAAAAUGGCAGAGAAGAUGAAGCUUCAGGGAGUGCUCGGUAACGCAGUCGCUUUUGUCCAGCCUGAGAGAGAGCUCCAUUCUUCUGCCUUUUCCUUCUACAAAAGAGGAAGUCUGAGCUCGCUGGACCGCAAUGACCUGCUGUACUGCCUCCGUCGAGACUCUGACAAGGUCAAAAAUUACCUGCGCAUUUUGCAGUGCUCCACCUUGCCAGGUCUGGACUGUUAAAUAGCGUUAUGCGGCUCCUAGUCACCUUUAGUAUAGCCUCGUUCGUGGUUGGGUUAUGAGCAAUGUACUAAAAAGCUUUUUUUUUUUUAAAUGGAGUAGAAAUCCUGUAAGCUAGUGUUUUGCAAUCAUAAA